Molecule: messenger RNA, 378 nt
Organism: Zonotrichia albicollis (white-throated sparrow)
Lineage: Eukaryota; Metazoa; Chordata; Aves; Passeriformes; Passerellidae
Source: RefSeq, a predicted model, not a curated record
AUUAACGGCACGGAGAAGGUGAGGUACGUGGAGAGGUACAUCUACAACCAGGUGCAGUUCACGAUGUUCGACAGCGACGUGGGGCACUACGUGGGGUUCACCCCAGCUGGGGAGAGGGUUGCCAAGCGCUGGAACAGCGACCCGGCCAAACUGGACUACAAACGGGCUCAGGUGGACAGGUACUGCCGGCGCAACUACGAGGGGUCCCGCCCGUUCAGCGUGGAGCGCCGAGUGCCGAGUACCCCUCCCAUCUUUCUCAGUGCCACUCCAGUCCUUCCCAGUGCCUCCCAGUCCCACCCAGCCCCUCUAACUCAAUUCCCAGCUUAUUUCCAGUUCAUUCCCAGUUCAAUCUAUCUCAGACCUCCACCACCUCUCACA